GCUAAUAUCGAGUCGGUGAUAUCGACUUUUGUAGCAAAGAAGAAGAACUUUUUUUGCGAAAACGUCUUGUGGGCUAUAUUUGAGUUUUAAUUAUUGUGAAAUACAGUGAAUUACGUUUAAGAUAAUAAACCAUAGUGUAGGAAAUGUCGUUGUUUCGUAAACCUAAGAAAAUACAGCGGCGCGUGUUCUCCAGUAAUGCGGACGACGAUGACAACGCGACACCCAUGGAGGUAGAUGGUGUCUUAGAAACACCCCCUCCGCCCAUAAUUUCACUAUCCGGCAAGAGAGAUAAAGAUAAAAAUAAGAAAACUAUUAAACAAUCCGAUGACAACGGCAAGCCGAAGGCAUUGCUAAGUUUUGCUGACGAUGAGGACGAUGGGGAAGUGUUUCAAGUGCGUAAAUCAUCGCACAGCAAGAAAGUCAUGCGAAUGCUGGACAAGGAGCGACGUAAGAAGAAGCGCGAAGAGCGAGCGGAGCACACUGGACACAGCGGACACAUGGGUUUUGAGAAUGGUAGUACUCCACAGCAUUUAGAGUCGUCCAGUGCUAUUGCUUCGGGUGCUGGUACUGCCAUUUCUAGUAGAUAUAAAAGUACGUCGAUAGCGAACGACAAUGCGAGCGUACAGAGUAAAAGUAAAAAGUGUGAUAAUGAUAUGAUCCAAACCGAAAUACGCACAGACGACUUUGUGCUUGUGGUCAAGAAGUCAGAAACCCCUGAUGUUGUUUUAAAUGGACGUGCCGCACUUUGUGCUGGUCGUGAUGAUAUGAGUGACGAUGAACGCCUAGACGAUAGGGAUAGUGAUAAAGCGGGACACCGUUUCUCAAAGCCCGAGCACUUGAAACAAAUGCUGGAGAGUGGUUCAAUUCCGGACGCAGCUAUGAUACAUGCGGCACGUAAACGCAGACAGCGAGCGAGGGAACAAGGUGCCGGUGACUAUAUACCAAUAGAGGAGCCCAAAGAACCACCCAAGCUUAGCACACGCUUGCCACGUGAAGAUGUCGAGGGGGAUCAAUCGGAUGAUGAGGAGCGCAUGGAUAUGAACGACAUAACGGGUCGGAAGGAGCGCGAAGAGCGUCGCGAACAAUUCUAUGCCGUUGAGAAUGAUUUAACCGAGGAAGAUUCCGAUCGUGAGAUGCACGAGUGGGAGAAUCAACAGAUACGAAAAGGAGUAACUGGCGCCCAAUUGGUGCACGCACAGCAUGAAACGGUUUUAUCACGUUUUAUGAUAAAGCCAGCAGCGCCUAGUGGCACUGGAGUCAUGGAACUGGAGGAUGUAGUGCCACCAUCAACUUCAACACUGCUGGAGCAGGCCUAUGCAAAGAAUGCCUUCGACAAAAGCAGCACAUUAUCAUCGGUGAUGCGAUCAAGUUUUCCCAAGCCCAAAAAGGAGAAAGCAAAGCCAACGUCUUUGCGUACGCCACAAGAAAUGCGAACUGCCAUCACAACACGCCUUAACGAGCUGCAGGAACGCAACGACGAUCAUAGUGCCACCAUAGCACGCAUUGCAGCCGAGCUAAAAUCAUUGAAGCUGCAACAACUGGAGUGUCAACAGAAUGCGCCAACGGCAGCGGCUAAAUACAAGUUCUAUCAAGAAGUCAAGUGUUAUGUUAAUGAUUUAGUCGAUUGCCUGGCAGCUAAAUCGCCGCACAUCAACGAACUGGAGAAACGCGCUCUACUGCACUACGGCAAGAGUCAACGCUAUCUGGUUAAUCGGCGUCGACAGGAUGUGCGCGAUCAGGCCAAGGAGAUGGCGGAUGCAUCAAAAUCUGUGUCAACUGCAGUACGACGAACGCCGGAGUACGAGGAGCAAGUACGUCGGGCUGCUGAGCGUGAGGGUCGUCGCACACGUCGACGUUGUGAGCGAGAGCGCAACGAUUUGUUGUCCUCUCAUCUGGAUGGCAUGUCCAGCGAUGAUGAGAUUGCCGAUCAACAGCAGGAACAAUGUCAAGCGGCUACAGCGCAAAUCGAAACAGAAGCAGCCGAAGCUUUUGAUGAUGUCACCGAUGAUUUCUGCAAAAUCGAACUGAUACUUGUUAAGUUCUAUGCUUGGCGCAAAACGGACAUCAACUCAUAUCAUGAUGCGUUCGUUAGCCUAUGUCUGCCCAAAUUGCUGGCACCAAUUGUGCGUCACGAAUUGCUUGUGUGGUCACCGCUGCUUGAAGAAUAUACGGAUAUUGAAACAAUGCAUUGGUAUCAAGCCUGCAUGUUGUAUGCAUUCCAACCGGAUGAAACCGUUGAGCGUCUGAAACAGGAUCCCGAUGUUAACCUGGUGCCCUCGCUCAUAGAAAAGAUUGUGCUUCCAAAAGUUAACUCUUUGGUUACAGAAUGCUGGGAUCCAUUGUCAACAACGCAAACGUUGCGUCUUAUUGGAUUUAUUAAUCGCUUGGGCCGCGAAUUUCCGCUUCACAGCAGUAAUAAGCAACUGAGAAAGCUUUUUGAGUCAAUUAUGGAACGAAUGCGUCUAGCGCUCGAAAAUGAUGUAUUUAUACCCAUAUUUCCUAAACAAGUGCAGGAGGCCAAGGGAUCGUUUUUUCAGCGUCAGUUUUGUAGUGGUCUGAAACUAUUUCGAAAUUUUCUCAGCUGGCAGGGAAUUCUGGCAGACAAACCGUUGCGGGAGCUAGCAAUUGGAGCACUCUUAAAUCGCUAUCUUCUGCUAGCCAUGCGCGUGUGUACGCCAAAUGAUGCCAUUGGCAAAGCCUAUAUAAUUGUGAAUACCCUACCAACUGUUUGGUUGGUGCCCAACAGCGAUACGCUUAAGAAUAUGGAGCUAUUCAUUAACUAUAUUCGACAAACGUUGGAAAAUUGUGAUGCUAAAAAUCCACUUUUCAUCCAAUCCUGUGAGAAGGCGAAGCAAAUACUACAAAGACUACAUAGCUUAUAAAGUGCAACCAACAUACAUAUAAUAUCAAACUAUGCUUAUCAUAAUUAAAUCUUAGCUCAAUGAUGGGUUUCUACAAUCAAAUACUCUGUCGGGUAUUUCAUACAACUUGGCUCAAAACUGUUAAAAAUUAUUACUCAAAAAUUGUUCUUAUGAAAAAAAAAAACAAAUAUUGUACAUAAUUCUAAUAGCAUACGUUAAUUGUAAUAUUUGAAAUGUGGUCUAACGCUAAAACAUCUAAUUUUCAAAUAUAAAUCUAUCAGUAGAAUUAAAGCCAUUAAAUCUCGGUUGGAGAAAACACCUCCAUAAUUUUCAAUCUAAAAAGUGAUACAAAUUGUGACACGAGUUUUUUUUUAAACCUUUAUUGAUUGUAUUCAGGAGACUUGUGUGCAUAGCAAUAAUAAAACAAUUUUUAAAUUAUGUACACAAUACUUAA
Drosophila innubila is the source of this 3315-nucleotide messenger RNA. RefSeq names its product PAX3- and PAX7-binding protein 1. Gene Ontology annotation, biological process: mRNA splicing, via spliceosome; spliceosomal complex disassembly. Lineage: Eukaryota; Metazoa; Arthropoda; Insecta; Diptera; Drosophilidae. Bases 144 to 2882 code for a protein of 912 amino acids. Gene Ontology annotation, cellular component: nucleus; U2-type post-mRNA release spliceosomal complex. The transcript has 9 exons. The record is from RefSeq and is a predicted model, not a curated record. Gene Ontology annotation, molecular function: DNA binding.